This is a messenger RNA of Anguilla rostrata (American eel), 2229 nucleotides long. Its product is annotated as fatty acid-binding protein, intestinal-like. Bases 130 to 528 code for a protein of 132 amino acids. NCBI's taxonomy places the organism in Eukaryota, Metazoa, Chordata, Actinopteri, Anguilliformes, Anguillidae. The record is from RefSeq and is a predicted model, not a curated record. The transcript has 6 exons. Gene Ontology annotation, biological process: fatty acid transport. Gene Ontology annotation, cellular component: cytosol; nucleus. Gene Ontology annotation, molecular function: long-chain fatty acid binding.
GUGAGCAAAGCCGCCACAUCAGCACAGAUAAGAGAUUGCGUUAACGACGGGCACGGUUUAAAAGGCCAGCUGAGUGGUCCAGGGAGGGCAGUCCGCGAUACGGCACAACGCGCGCACACACCGACAGCCAUGACGUUCAACGGCACCUGGAAAGUGGACCGAAGCGAGAACUAUGAGAAAUUCAUGGAGCAGAUGGGCAUCAAUAUGGUGAAGCGGAAACUGGCGGCUCACGACAACCUGAAGAUUAUCAUCGAGCAGGACGGAGACAAGUUCCAGGUGAAGGAGAGCAGCGCGUUCCGGACGGUCGAAAUCAACUUCACCCUGGGCGUCGACUUCGAAUACAGUCUGGCGGACGGGACCGAACUCAAGGGAACCUGGGCCCUGGAAGGUGAAACACUUAAAGGGAAGUUCACCCGGAAGGACAACGGCAAGGAACUGAUUACCACCAGGAUUGUUUCUGGUGAUGAGAUGAUACAGUCCUACAACUAUGAGGGCGUCGAUGCCAAGAGGAUCUUCAAGCGGGGUUAGGAAACUCCCAGCGAUCCACAAACACGGCAAAGAUGACAAACGUCGAGAGAUCUGAGAUUACCUGAAACUCUGCAGCGCCCCUCGAGUCUGAAGAUUCCGCUUCCUCCUUUCUGCACACCUGCGCGAAUAAAGCGUCUGGUUGAUGAGAAUCGCCAACACUUCCUGUGCUCUGUCACCAUCAUGUGGGCCUGAUGUUUACAGUUUAGCUCCCAGCUGCUGUUUUGCACAACUUUGGAUAUUUAUUAAAAAAAAAUAAAGCCACUUCCCUAGUGCCAGCGACUGUGCCUGUUUGUUUUGUAUCGACUGAAAUCAAGUCUGUUGUUUGCACCAAAAAUGAUCUUUGCAUUUCUCCAUAUUUACAAUACAGUGAGGUGAAAUUCAAAUGAUGGCAAUUCAUUUGAAGAUAACUUUUCACCGAGCAUCCAACAAACAUUUAUUUUAAUUUUUUUUUUGUUUGUUUGUUUUUGUUUUUUGCUUUGUGUGAAAGCAUCUUCAAAAUGACUACAUUCUAAUCUGUACAUUUCAAAAGAGGCAACUAUACAACUACAUGGUAUAUAUGUUAUGGCAUUUAGGGAGGGAAAAUGACUAAUUGGCUUCCCUUCUAAAUUCCUCUUCUUUUAAUUAAUUCUGUGUGGACCAGUGGUAGCCAACCCUGCUCCUGGAGAUCUACCUUCCCUGUAGGUUUUCAUUCCAAGCCUUAUUUGGCACACCUGAUUCUACUAAUUAGAGUUUCUAUGAGAUCUCUAGCUGUCGAACGAGUUGCACUUUGUUAGGGUUGGAGUGAAAACUGUGUAUCUAAGGCGAAGUCAUUUUCAAGUGGGUGUGGGAUUAUAGUUAUGCAAUGAUAUGUUGCAGUUACCCUUGUGGCCGCUAGAUGGCAUUGGUAUAAUACUGAGUAAGGAGCACAGUACUGGGACUGAUCUACGUGAUUUCCGAUGCUCGGAUAGCUCGCCCCCAUUUGAAAUAAAUGACCAAUGGAAUUAGAAGAACCAGAAAUUGAGGCGGAGCGUCCUAGUAUUACAAAACUUGAUUGGAUUUCACAAACUGACCUUGAAGCAGGAAGUAAUUAUUUCUCAGUCAUUUUGCUUCCAACAUGGAACCAGAGAAGGAGGGAAAGGAGAAGAGAGGGGCUUUAGUAACUUUACCUAAACACUCGUACUGGUUUGACUUUUGGGUUUUUAUCGUCUUUGACAUCGCCUUUUUCGUCGUGAUGUAUUUUAUAGUGCCCUAAGCAUUGUUCCUGUUUCAUACUGCCGUUCUAAACUUACACAAAUCUGAGCUAGAUGACUGCAUGCGAGAGGAGGAGUCUGUCCUACGACGAUCCAUUGGGGGAACGCCUGGUUUGAAAAGUGAAGUUAUGUUUGGAGCAGUUUGACAAAGUUACGACGUCCUCCCUGGAGUGCUUUAACCGAUCAUUCCCAGCUGACAACUGUGUACUGUUAUUUUCAGUUAACGUUCUGCGUCUGAUUUGUUAAAUACCAUGUGUGCCUACAAUGCUAAAUUACACCGUGCAAUUACAUUUGGUGUUUUGGGACGGAGAGUGGUCGCAAAUGUAAAACUCUUAAUUCAUAUUUAAGCGAACAUGUAUAGUGUAUGACCAAUAACUGCAUUGUUUUUGCGCGUUUUAAAUGGAUCCGCAGUGUUAAUUUCGUGUUUCAAGCCAUGCGAUGGGGUGAAAUAAACUACUAUUUUUUAAACUUG